Molecule: messenger RNA, 1767 nt
Organism: Micropterus dolomieu (smallmouth bass)
Lineage: Eukaryota; Metazoa; Chordata; Actinopteri; Centrarchiformes; Centrarchidae
Gene: junbb
Product: JunB proto-oncogene, AP-1 transcription factor subunit b
Exons: 1
Coding region: 302-1288 (328 amino acids)
Biological process (GO): regulation of cell cycle; regulation of cell population proliferation; regulation of transcription by RNA polymerase II
Cellular component (GO): transcription regulator complex
Molecular function (GO): RNA polymerase II cis-regulatory region sequence-specific DNA binding; DNA-binding transcription factor activity, RNA polymerase II-specific; transcription factor binding
Source: RefSeq, a predicted model, not a curated record
UCAGCACAUCAGCUAACAGGAGUUCCGAGUUAUAACUUUUCCCUCACAGGAUUGCGAAGAAAACAGCAAUCGGACACUGGAAAAGACUUUUACCUGCUGACACCGAGCUGCAGACACUUUUUGUUGGACCGUGGACUUUCACUCUUUCUCUUUUUGGAGUGAUUUUUUAUUCCCUUUUGAUUUUGGGACACUGUUGAGAGAGACGACGAGUGUAUGGUCUCUUCUCAAAUCUGACAUUUGUUGAUUAUCCAGAGACUGUGUGUCUAUAAGCAGCCGGUAAGCUUACUUUUCCUACGACUUUAUGUCUACAAAGAUGGAACAGCCUUUUUAUCAUGACGACUCUUUUCUGUCGGCGUACGGCCACUCAGAUGCAGCAAUGCACGACUACAAACUGCUAAAGCAGAAUAUGAAUUUGAACUUGACAGAGCCCUAUCGCAACCUGAAAUCCCAGCUGCGUGCCGAGACCGACCAUUACCAAGGGGGGCAGCAAGACGUGGGGUCCCUGAAGCUCGCAUCCCCGGAGCUGGAGAGGCUCAUCAUUCAAAACAGUAACGGCGUGAUCACCACACCCACCCCGGGCCAGUACUUCUACAACCGGGGCAUCACCGAUGAGCAGGAGGGGUUCGCCGAGGGGUUUGUGAAAGCCCUGGACGAGCUGCACAAGAUGAACCAGAUGCCCCCUCCUAACGUGUCCAUCGGAGCCGGUGGAGUUACGACGUGUUCGGCGGCGGCCUCUAGUGUCUUCGGCUCCUCCUUGCAGCCCGAGCCUCCUAUCUACACAACACUGAACGCCUACUGCCCGAACACAAGCCUCUCUUCCGCAUCCAGCUACCCCACAGCCACCAUCAGCUACCUGCCGCCGCACCAGCAGAGCCACCCGCAGACCUCGACGCACGGCACGCACCCGUUCCAGCACGUACUCCACGGCUCCGGACUCCACCCGCAGCGGCUCGUCGCUCUGAAAGAGGAACCUCAGACCGUGCCUGACCUCCUCAGCAGCGACGGCUCUCCUCCAAUGUCCCCGAUCGACUUGGAGACCCAGGAGAGGAUAAAGGCGGAGCGCAAGAGGCUGAGAAACCGACUCGCGGCGACCAAAUGCCGGAGGCGCAAGCUGGAGCGCAUCGCCCGGUUGGAGGAUAAAGUGAAAGGUUUGAAGAGUGACAACGCUGGGCUCUCCAACACAGCAUCGGUGCUCCGGGAUCAAGUCGCCCAGCUCAAACAGAAAGUCCUGACACAUGUGAGCAGCGGCUGUCAGCUGAUGCUCACAAGCAAGAUGGAAGCAUUUUAAAAAACAGAGACUACUAAUUGACUGAAAAGUAAUAACACUGGAGUCAAGUUCUGCAUACGCAGCAGUGGAAGACCGGCUGGUGUGUUGUUGGCAUUGACAACAACACAGGGCCGAGGGAUAUGUGUAGACAACUCUUUAGGCUAUUUAGGGUGAAAAGACUGAUUGAAAUGGUACUUUCGGAUGCUGGACAUCGCUCAGAGGACCAUUCAACCCUAGACACCAUAGGGCAGCAUCCAGACUGAGCAACACAUCGGGCACAGGCCGAUGGUAGAAAAUGGGAAUGAUUAAUGUAUUUCUUUGUACUUUUUUUGCAACUGAUAUUGUCAUGCAAUGCUGCAUUUAUUCAUUGUGUAAAUUAUUUUUGUCUGUGAUGAAUUAUUAUUGUCCGGUUGAUCCAGGCAAACUAAUGAUGUCCAAUGUUUACACUGUCUUUUUUAUUUGUGAUGAUGUGUAUUUAAGUAAAGUGUCUUAAAAUGAAA